CCAACUGUUUAUCAUGCAGCCGUCGUUAUAUUCCUUGAAUUUUUUGCUUUUGGAUUGCUUACAUCCCCAAUGAUUUCGGUCUUGGAUGAAGCAUUCCCAAAACACACUUUUCUGAUGAAUGGAUUAAUUCAAGGUGUUAAAGGAUUUCUUUCCUUUCUCAGUGCCCCUUUAAUCGGAGCCCUAUCUGACAUAUUGGGGAGGAAACCUUUCUUAUUCCUGACAGUUACAUUCACUUGUUCCCCCAUUCCGUUUAUCAAGCUAAGCCACUGGUGGUAUUUCACUAUGAUUAGCAUCUCCGGAAUAUUUUCAGUUACCUUUUCUGUCGUUUUGGCAUUUGUUUCGGAUGUAACGACUGUCGAAAAUAGAAGUUGGGCUUAUGGACUUGUGUCAGCAACGUUCGCUGCCAGCUUGAUUGUCUCGCCAUCCCUAGGGGCCUUUCUGGAGAAGGCCUAUAGCGAGAAUUUUGUCAUCGUGCUGGCCUCUCUAAUCGCCUUUGCGGACAUCGUCUUCAUCCUCUUCUGUGUUCCCGAGUCCCUGGAAAGUAAAAAGCGCUGGACAAUCACCUGGGAUAAAGUCGAUCCAUUUGGUGCCCUGCGUCACAUCAGUCGCGACCGCCUCACCCUGCUCGUCUGCAUGACUACCUUUCUCUCCUACCUCCCCGAGGCCGGCGAAUACUCCUGCUUCUUUGUCUACCUUCGACUGGUGAUAGGAUUCAGUGAGGAGAAUGUCGCCCUCUUCAUCGCACUCUGCGGCCUAGUCUCGUGUUUUGCUCAGACGUGCGGUCUCGGCCUCCUCAUCACGUGUUUCGGCUCCAAGCACGCCAUAAUCGUCGGCCUGGCCUUCGAGGCCUGCCAGUUGGCCAUGUUUGGCUUCUUCAGCUCGGCCUGGGUUCUCUGGUCGGCGGGCUGCGUGGCCGGCCUCGGCAGCAUCACCUACCCGGCGCUCAGCGCCUUCCUCUCUAACCACGUCAACGCCGAUCAGCAGGGACUCGCGCAGGGACUUCUUACGGGAAUUCGCGGUCUCUGUGGUGGCCUUGGUCCGGCCGUCUACGGCUUCAUUUUCUUCAUUUUCCAGGUAAACAGACACUUGCAAAUGUCAGGCUUCUGCAACAGAGUAGCGUCCGUUCACAAGAUUUCUAAAACAAUGAAACCACCGAUCAAGAGAGUGUGA
Molecule: messenger RNA, 1170 nt
Organism: Mesocestoides corti
Lineage: Eukaryota; Metazoa; Platyhelminthes; Cestoda; Cyclophyllidea; Mesocestoididae
Source: the annotation of a GenBank genome assembly